UUGUGUCUGUGUCGAGGCGUCGAGAGGGCCUAGGUCCGUGUCCAGCGCCCUUCGGCCGGCCCGAGCCCCAGAGUCAGCUCCCAUUUCUCGCCCGGCGCCCCCAGGCCGCUCCCAGGGCUCACGGAAUAGUACAGAAACAAAUUUCAUAAAACAUCUCCUAAAGGACAGCACAGACCCUGUUUGGAUCCAGUCAGUUCCCUGAGCCUGAACGAUGACUGCUGAAUCAAGGGAAGCUACUGGGCUGUCCCCUCAGGCUGCCCAGGAGAAGGAUGGCAUCGUCAUAGUGAAGGUAGAAGAGGAAGAUGAGGAAGACCACAUGUGGGGGCAGGAUUCCACUUUGCAGGAGACUCCUCCUCCCGACCCAGAGAUAUUCCGCCAGCGUUUCAGGCACUUCUGUUACCAGAAUACUUUUGGGCCUCGAGAGGCUCUGAGUCGACUUAAGGAACUUUGUCAUCAGUGGCUACGACCUGAGGUAAACACCAAGGAGCAGAUCCUGGAGCUGCUGGUGCUGGAGCAGUUCCUCUCCAUCCUGCCCAAGGAGCUCCAAGUCUGGCUGCAAGAAUACCGUCCAGACAGUGGAGAGGAGGCUGUGACCCUUUUGGAGGAUUUGGAGCUUGAUUUAUCAGGACAGCAGGUCCCAGGUCAGGUUCUUGGACCUGAGAUGCUUGCGAGAGGGAUGGUGCCUCUGGAUCCAGUUCAGGAGUCCUCGAGCUUUGAGCUUCAUCAGGAGGCCACCCAGUCCCAUUUCAAGCAUUCAUCUCGGAAACCCCGCCUCUUACAGUCCCAGGCUCCCCCUGCCUCCCACGUUCCUGCCCCUCAUCAUGAGGGGAACCCCCGAGACCAGGCAGUGGCAUCUGCGCUGUUCACGGCAGAUUCCCAGGCAAUGGUGAAGAUUGAGGAUAUGGCCGUGUCCCUCAUCCUGGAGGAAUGGGGAUGUCAGAACCUGGCUCGGAGGAAUCUCAAUAGGGACAACAGGCAGGAGAAUUAUGGGAAUGUGCUUUCCCAGGGUGGUGAAAACAGAAAUGAGAAUGAGGAAUCAACCUCAAAGGCUGAAACUGCAGAAGAUUCACCGUCACGCAGGGAGACAGCAGGAAGAUUCCAAAAAGAGUUUGGAGAAAAACGUGAACAGCAGGGCAGAACAGUCGAAAGGCAGCGGAGAAACCCUGAGGAGAAAAUUGGAAGAGAGAAGAGAGAUUCGGGACCAGCUACUGUCAAGGAAAAAAAACCCACCACGGGUGAGCGAGGUCCAAGGGAGAAGGGGAAAGGGCUGGGAAGAAGCUUCAGUCUGAGUUCAAACUUCAAUAAUAGCCCUGAAGAAGUUCCGACGGGAACCAAGUCUCAUAGAUGUGAUGAAUGUGGUAAAUGCUUCACAAGGAGUUCAAGCCUUAUUCGCCAUAAAAUAAUCCACACUGGAGAAAAGCCCUAUGAAUGUAGUGAGUGUGGGAAAGCCUUCAGUCUUAACUCCAACCUUGUGCUACAUCAGAGAAUCCACACAGGAGAGAAACCUCACGAAUGUAACGAGUGUGGCAAAGCCUUCAGUCAUAGUUCAAAUCUCAUUCUCCAUCAGCGAAUACACUCUGGAGAGAAACCCUAUGAAUGUAAUGAGUGCGGGAAGGCCUUCAGUCAGAGCUCGGACCUUACUAAACAUCAGAGAAUCCACACGGGGGAGAAACCCUACGAAUGCAGCGAAUGUGGGAAGGCUUUCAACCGAAACUCAUACCUUAUUUUGCAUCGGAGAAUUCAUACCAGAGAAAAGCCCUAUAAGUGCACUAAGUGUGGCAAGGCCUUCACCCGGAGCUCAACCCUUACUCUGCAUCACAGAAUUCACACCAGAGAGAGAGCCUCUGAUUACAGCCCAGCCUCCCUUGAUGCAUUUGGAGCAUUCCUGAAAAGUUGUGUGUAAAGCAGGAAUUUGUCAACAAACCAUUUCCCCCUUUUGUUUCUAAAAUUAUUUCAGAGAUGUGUGCCCAUGGAGAAGGAAAGAUAAAAAAGCUUCAAAAGAUUAAAAAAAAAAAAAAUCACACUUGAGGAUCCUUCUAGUUACAUCAGCAGUGUUCUGCCUUUGUGUAGUCUGUGGGCAUCUAAUUAUUCUACACACCCCCUGCAGGGAAAAGCUAGUCAUAUGAGUAAUCCACAGAAUUUCCACAAGAUGAAAGCACACACAGAAAAAUGUCAAGCUUUUCAGUAAUGAGGAUACCUUUAAGGCACCUUUGGACUUUCACAACCACAGCGGACGAGGUGAAAGUCACUAAGGAUGGUUCCGUGAAAAUGAUACUGAGGUUAAGAAGCUACUUGCUGCAGACAAACCCUUCUUGGCCAACGUCUUGCUGUACCUUAUUUCUCAAAAAAAAGAGGGGACAAUUUAAAAAAAACUACAUUGGGACAUGCUCAGACUAGGUCUAUAUAUAUGAUGUUAUAUAUAUGAUCACUGGUAACCUACCAAAGCUAUAGAAAUCUAAGACUUUGCUGAUCAGUAUCAAACCAAAGAUUUCUGUCUCUUCCUGAAAGAGAUGGUAUGUGUGCCAGUCUACAGUUCCAAAGGACUGCAACAAAUGUAGAUGGUUCUAUCCUCAUCACUGAGAUAAAUUCUACUGACAUGGCAACGAUUCAAAAUACUUCCCUCCACUUCUUGAACUCCUUAAAGCACUAUGGCACUCAUGAAUGCAUUUCUCCACAGUUUAGCACUUGAUUGUAUACUGUCUUUUAAUCCUUAAUUUCAUGUAUGUGACUUUUUAUCAAACCCUGCUUCCCCAAAAGAGAUGCUUCGAUUGUCAAGGGAUGUAUUUCUUGUCCUCACAGCGCUAGACACUGGGCCGAACGUACAAGAGGCACUCAUUGUGACUGCCUUCCCCCAGGACCUUGACAUUUAUGCAAAAGUCCUGUGAAUCUUGAGAACCUGGAAUAUGGCGGCCUGGCCCAACUUCCGAAGUGGUCCUCAGGGCCAUGUGGCAUUCUAAAGCUCCAGUAUCUCAUGAUAUUUUGCCCUAAUUGUAAAAGAAAGGCAUUGAUUAGCUGCCUGCAUAGAUGCUUUCUAACACAAGUCAGUAAGUAACUACCAUGAGGUGUCCAUUGUCAUCUGAAGGAAGAAAAGUAUGAACGCUGACUAAGGCCAUUUUUCUGACAUCUUUCUAUGGCAGAGAUCUUAGAAUUCUCUUCAGUCGGCUGCUGAACAAUGUGAUGAUCUGGGUGCUUUCUGAAUCAUUUGUAACUUCAGAUAAUAUAGGUCAGAAGGUGUGAUUUUUGUUGUUUUUCAGAGAAAAAGAAAGUUGUAGGGAGUAUUUUUUCCACACUUUUCCAGAAACUUGGCAAAAGCAUUUGACAUCAGUUGCUGGUGAUUACUAAACAUUUGUUGCUCUGAGAUGUUCGCCAACAUUCUAAGGAAGAUGUAUCAUAGUCAUCGCACACAGGGUCUUUUCUGUUUCUCUUCACUAAACCUCACUAAAGACUGAGGUGGGGUUAUGAAAGUUUAAUCUGUUGUGUCAUCUGUGCAGGAGGCUUCAGUUGGCUGCCCACAAGCUAAUGACAGAUGUGUUCACAUGUACCCAGUCAGGAGAUCUAGAUGACAUGGACUCCAUAGGUGGUCACCAAGGGCUUGGGUAGAGAUGACUUGACUCAUGAAAACAAGCAAGUGACUGUGGACAUCCCUGCAGAUACUUAGAGACACAGACAAAUAACAAACCCGAAGACUGGCGGGACUGCCCCAUAAAAGGAGACAUAGACUGAGAGCUUCCCUCAAAAAACAGAACUAAAACUACCACUUAUCAGUUGUUCGCUGACCAGCAACUCAAGUCCACCGAGGCAACAUGGCUUUAUGGAGAGUCAACAAGAUGAGGGCACAUGGGGCCUUACGCUCCAGACCAGACUGAAAUUCUGCACAGCAGUAAUUCUUUGGCCUCUCUUUGGCUUUAUAAGUUGGACCAACCACAAUUUCCCUAUAGCUUCUAAGCAGUUUUGUCAGUGUUGCCUGGGAAAACUUCAAGUAGUAAGUCAACUGGUUACCAGAAUAGUUCUGUCCAUCCAGUUGAAGUAAAACAGAAGAGAUACUCCAAAAGAGUAUACCUAAGUAACUUUUUAUAUUAAAGUGGAGGUAGAAGAAAUGCUUUAAGGACUUUGUUUUCAAAGAGUUCAGCCACAGUGAUGGUUGCAUAGAAAAUUCCUGCUGCUUUUGAGCAAAAACUUUUGCCCACUAAAGCAACUAAAAGAGCAAAGAGGUGAUGUGAACUCCAGGCGCUGAUUUCCCCUUUGUUCAUGGUAGGGAAAGAACUUGGGUCAGUCCCCAACACUGGCCUUUUAUUUUUUAGCCACAACUACAUGGCUGACAUCAGAAUUCAGCCAUCAUUUUUGAUUUUUUUAAUGAAAGUUAAAUAUAACCUGUGCCCUGCGCCGCCCUCCCCCCCCCCCCAAUUUAAUUCCCCUCGUAGUGGGACAUCUUACCGAUUUUGUGAGAUAACUCCUGGAGUUGCUUCAUAUAAGCAGAUGCACUCCCUGAAGAAGCUAACUGUUGACUAAAACCAGUUUAGAUUGCAUUCGCUUCUCAGAUGUUCAGUGCAAAGUAUAAUUGGGUCAUGUCAAAAAGGCUUUGCAACAUCUAACUAGUGCUCAGAAUAGUCAUUCAACUGUUCUUGUCUGGCUCAAGUCUGUUAACAGCUUAAAUACUCUAGAGUUAACCAUUAGCAUGCUCAGUGAUCUAAUAGAAGCUUUGAAAAUUUACCCCAGCCUUGCCAGGAAGAGAAGUAAAAUUCUUCAAGUUGUGAGGUAUUUAUUUGUCUCUAUUCCAGCCUGGCAGGCAAAGCUAAAAUCUGAGAAGAUAAAAUGUAUGAGGGAUCUUGCCAUGUAAGGCACUUAAUAUUCUCUUAAAGGCAUAAAAGUGAAACUGUGCUAAAUAUGUACAGAGAUUGACAUGUUUAAUAUGUGGGACAAUUCACAUCUUAUAUACAUCAAAGAAUUUGUCCAUAAAAGAACCUCUUGAAUGUGAUAAAUAUGGCAAAGCCUUUAAGUAACAGAAAACAUACACUGUAAAUAAACUUUAUUACUCUUCUGUGUCAGGAAAAUUUCCAUGUAUAGCACUCAUUGCAUCGGACAGAAAAUGAAUUCUAUUGAUAAUGUUCUAAUCGUGUGAUGAAUUUCAGAAACACUGUAGAGGGAGCACAAUCUUGAUAAUUCCAGAGGAUCCACAGAAGAAAAAAAUGUGGGGAAAUGCUAAAGAAAUAGUAAAAUGUACAACUUCUUACAAAAAUUGUUAAUGUUGGGUACUUUCUUCUGUAUAUUUGUAUGGCCAUAAUGUCAGUAUCUGUGUUUUGUACCUCCAGCCCCCUGUUAUUCUGUAAAUUCCUUGUAAACAGAUUAUGGGUUUUAUUUUAAUCUAUUUGACAGAAAACGUUGCUCCAAAAGGGCAGAGUUUUGGAGUAAGUAGUGAAGAAAUUGAUGUGGUUGUAGACAGAAGCUCAGUUCACAGAACUGAGGAGGAGUAAAAAGGAAAAAAAGCUUCAUAGUUUGGUACUUAGCAAAUCAAGAUGAGAGAUUAGUAAAUUCGUUAGGAGAGACAAGUUAACAGGACAUUAAAAUGGAAUAAUUCCUGUAAACAUCUGCAGCUUCCUGAGUUUUGUUUUCCAGACCAGGGAGUUGACCUCUUAGCUGCCAGGUCACGAUUUCAAGCAAAGGGGAUGGAAUCUCCCAGCUUGUCAAGGGGAGUAAGCCAGCUUCUCCAUGAAUUGAGUGUCGAGAGCAUACUGGAAAGUCCAGUGGGACCAUUUACCUUGACCAGAUUCUGUAAGGCAUAGUCCUGCUCUUAAAUCUGUAUCCUUAGAAAAUUGGGGCUCUUUGCUGAAAGACUGGCAUUGCAGGAAGUUUUUCUGAUAAGGCUUAAGAAGCAGUUUUGCAAUGUGCCCUUUGGCUGUGCUCGUUUAUACCUUUGCCCCACCUCCUUCCUGGGUUUAUGAUUAUUAGUAGAGAGGGCUUGUGGAGGUUCAGAGCUAUGAAAGAGUUUUUUGUUUUGUUUUGUUUUUUUCUUUUUAAGUUUUUCUCCUGGAGUUGGUCAUCUUUAUUCCAGGGUCCAGUCAUUCUGAUCUACUCAUCCAAAGCUAAUGGGUUCAUCCUGGCAUGAUCAUGGAAGACUCAUUGAGAUACUUGCCAGAGGAGCCAUAUUUUUGUGUGUGUCACUCUGAACGAUUUCUCAGAAACAUUUGUCAGGGGACUGGCUUCCCUGGCUGGGAAACCAAAUCAAGGUCUGCAGAUUGCUAAGUGAAAUCAAGAACCAGAGAAAAGGAAAUUCAGUGGUAUAGAUAGAUUUUUUUGUAGAAGUUAGGAUAGAUUUUUAUUUCAGCUCCUACUGGAGAAUUAAUAAUAAGCAUUAUUGUUUGAGAAGUUUUCCUAAUCUAGAUUUAGAUUUUGUUUUUAGAAUGGACACACUACUGUACAUUUAAAAACAGUUACUUAUUUUGCUAUUCAGAUGAAUUUUUUAUUAUAUCUGAAAAUGAGAAUUAUGUUUCACUUUUCAAAGCUUUGUAAAACAAACUUGAAGUUAGGGAGGUAAGCCAUCUCCAAUUCUGCAGGUCAAAAGAAAUUCGGGAAGUGCUUUUGACAUCCCAUAUUACAGAAUGUGUCAACAUGAGAACUUGGUUUCAUAUUUUCUGGUUCUUUUUAAUGGACACCACACAGCUCAUAUUUUUCUCUGUUAUCCUAAAACUGUGGAAAGACAUUAGGUAGACUUGUAAACCAUGGUCUGCUGUUACUUUAACAGCUUUUUCUUUUGUUUCAUUUAAUCUUCUGAGAUGGUCACCUCCAUUUACUAAAGAACUGUGAUUCGCUUCAAAUUGUAAGUAAUCACAGCAAAGCAAAUUGGUCUUUAAAGCUGAACUUUCUUCCUUCAGCAAGCAGUCAUUAAGCAGUGAGCUGAGUGUUUUAAGAUAAUAAAGAGUGAGCUCUGUGAGUAACUGAAAGAUGGCAUUGAAACUUGGAUUUCAUUCCAGUUUUAAAUUUGGAUUAUAAGUUCUUUGACCAGGCAGCUGCAAUAGCCCCAAAUCACUAUCAUUUAGUCUCCCAACAGGUUAGGUGUGUGGAGAUGGGAAAGGGAGAAGGAGGAUUGUGGCAGCCUAUACUUCCUGUGGAGCAAGAGUAACGAGGAGCCUGAGAAGAAAAGAGAAACCAUGGUGACGUGUUGGGGUUAAUACUUGCUUGUCUUCCCCUUUGACUCGACCUCUUAACAGCAUUCAGCUGCUUUUUAAAUUUUUAGUCUGCCCUAGCAAGAGCAAAGCAUGUUAGAGUUAGAGAUGCUUCUGCUGGAAGCAGGGGUUCUUAUUUGAAGACAAAUCUGUGAGGGGGGUGGGGAUGGGGGAAAGAGGAUUGUGAUUCUGCAGGAAAAUCAUGUUCUAAAAUUAUAUGGGUUUAGGGGUAGGGGGGUGGGAUAUGAAGCAAAAUCAGUAAUUAUUUUGAAAUGAGCAUAUGUAUUUUUAUUAACUUUUAGUUAAUAUAGAUUAUUAAACCAAGUCAACAUGAUAAGCCUAAAUUUAUAUAGAGUACUAACUCAGGCAUCAUCUUGUUUAUUUGUAGAAUGGGUAAAACAAGCUUUCCUAUUUUUUCUGUUCCCAGCUUUAGUUUAGAAUAAAUUAGACCAAAAGAAGGACCUUGUCUUUGUAUAUCCACAGAAUUAAGUUAUUGCUAUUAAAAACUGGAUUUUUCAUUUCAGUCCGGGUGCUUAGUAGAUGUUCAAUAAAUGGUUUUUAAAUUGAAUUUGUUCAUUUUAAGUCCUCAUUAACAUUUCUAGAAAGGUUUCUUUUGAUAAUGGAAUCUUAGAAGAAGAGUAUUGUUUUUACUUUAAGGCUAGAGAAUCUUACAUGAAAAAUAAUUGGAAACAUUGAUUGAAGGCUAAUAUUUCACUGAUAAACAAGAGAAAUGGCAGCAAAAUAAAAUUUAUACACGUUAAUGGUCUGGUGCAUUUUAGGAGACCGGUGGUGUCUGACAAAGAAAUGUUAGAAUAGAGAGUUUGGGGGAGGAAAUUGUGGGGACUUGUAAUAAAUAUUCUCAUGUUGUUUCUCUUCUGGGUCGUGGUAAAUCAAUAAAUUAUCAUCUCUAGAUGGCA
This is a messenger RNA of Choloepus didactylus (southern two-toed sloth), 8077 nucleotides long. RefSeq names its product zinc finger with KRAB and SCAN domains 1 (gene ZKSCAN1). Gene Ontology annotation, biological process: regulation of transcription by RNA polymerase II; central nervous system development. Lineage: Eukaryota; Metazoa; Chordata; Mammalia; Pilosa; Megalonychidae. Bases 212 to 1903 code for a protein of 563 amino acids. Gene Ontology annotation, molecular function: DNA-binding transcription factor activity, RNA polymerase II-specific; RNA polymerase II cis-regulatory region sequence-specific DNA binding. Gene Ontology annotation, cellular component: nucleus. The transcript has 6 exons. The record is from RefSeq and is a predicted model, not a curated record.